UUCGCAAGCGGAAUUCCGCGGAAAUAUAAAGAGGAAAACAAAGGCUGCAAACGAGAGAGUACAGAAAACAAAAAAAAACACAAAAAAAAAAUACAAAACACGAAUUAGUUCUAUGUAAAAGUCCGAAAACGAACCGAAAAUUGGACAAGUGUCGCCGGCGGAAAGCAAACCAAAAAAAAAAUUAGUAUAUAAAACAUUCAGGGCAUCUCAGAUGCCGCGAUGACAGAGCCAAUUAGUGCGGCGGUGCAGCGGCGGAGGCAACUGCUCCACAGCGUGGAAAGUUUGCGCGGUCGUGUUCGUCAAGUGCUAAAAUGUGUUAUUAAUCUGCAUAUUGAGUUUUUGGUGCUCGAAUCCGAUGUGGCCGCGCUGCUGGAUGAGGUGCGCGAAUUCAACGACGACCACGCGGAGAUGAGGCGUCUGGACAGGAUGAUCGAGGCUCUGAGGGACUACAGCGGACCGACGAUAUGCCACGAGUGGCCCUAUCCCCUCAUCUUCAAAGGCACAAUCGACGAGGCACACGUCGCACAAAUACUCAACGCCAGCGAACUGGAUCUGGAUGCGAAGUUGGUUAAGAUUUCCAACGGGAGUAACUGCAUCCAUGUGGAAUCCGAUGUGGUCACGGCUCAAAGGCGCUCCAGAUUGCUGUGGUUCUCCAGGAGACGACGGGGCAAACGAGCUGAGUGCUUAAAGGAACCCAAUCCAGUAGUUUAAGCUUAUCUCACAGAUUUAAACUAGUCCGAAAUGUAUCUGAACAAAGUGUUGUAGCCCAAGCUAUAAUCGAUCCGAAAUGCAAUCAAAAUAAUUACAUAAUAGUCGAGUAUAGUAUUUUUAAGAAAGACUGCGUAAAGAAGUCAUUUACCUUAUUAACAGCCAAACUUCUUGUUACUUUACAUUAACAUUAUUUUCACAUCUCUAAGCAUUUACCAUUUAUUGAAGAAGAAAAAGCCAUUUGCCUUGUCUGAAUAUAGUUAAUAACAUUUUCCAUGUAAGUUUAGAACCUUGUGUGUUUAAUAAAGCGAUUUUACUUGACU
Messenger RNA from Drosophila teissieri, 1031 nucleotides. RefSeq lists its product as uncharacterized. The coding region runs from base 220 to 711 and encodes 163 amino acids. The record is from RefSeq and is a predicted model, not a curated record. NCBI's taxonomy places the organism in Eukaryota, Metazoa, Arthropoda, Insecta, Diptera, Drosophilidae. The transcript has 2 exons.